GCACACACUCAAACAGAAGGAGAAAUAAAAGUUCGUCUCUGUUGAGAAGCUGCCUCUGCGCUUAAAAUCUACAAGAAGUACUGAGAACUCAAGUCGCAGAGGCGCGCGCUCUGAUUUGGUUGUUUACCAUCAAUCAGACGGUUGCUUGGCAGACACUGGAUGGUUAUGAGCCUGAACAAGCUGAAAGGGGCAGGAAAAGAAGUGGAGGCAGCAUUCUUCCUAUUUAAAGCUGCACUGCUUGAGAAAAGUUUUCGCAGACUGUGCCGGAGCUGGUGCUGAAACAGACUGAGGAAGCCCGGGGACUGGUGCUGAAAAAGCCCCCAGCGGAAUUCAUGGUGCUACAGUGACCUCAGUAUCUACUCUUCGAUCCCAGGAGGACCCACAUGUCUCAUAUUUAGACAUGAUGGCAAACUGGGUGGGAGCAAGACCUCUCCUCAUUCUUUCUGUUUUAUUAGGGUACUGUGUCUCAAUAAAAGCCCAGGAACAAGAGAAUGAUGAAUAUGAUGAAGAAAUAGCCUGUACUCAAAAUGGCCAGAUGUAUUUAAAUAGAGACAUUUGGAAACCUUCUCCAUGUCAGAUCUGUGUCUGUGACAAUGGUGCCAUUCUUUGUGACAAGAUAGAGUGCCAAGAAGUGCUCAACUGUGCCAAUUCUAUCACACCCCCUGGGGAGUGCUGUCCAGUGUGCCCACAAACAUCUGGAGGUGGAGAUACUAGUUUUGGUAGAGGAAGAAAGGGACAAAAAGGAGAACCAGGAUUAGUGCCUGUUGUAACGGGCAUACGUGGUCGUCCAGGACCUGCAGGCCCCCCAGGAUCACAAGGACCAAGAGGGGACCGAGGCCCCAAAGGAAGACCUGGUCCUCGUGGUCCUCAGGGAAUUGAUGGAGAGCCAGGUGUUCCUGGUCAGCCAGGUGCUCCAGGGCCUCCUGGGCACCCCUCUCACCCAGGACCAGAUGGCAUGAGCAGGCCCUUUUCAGCUCAGAUGGCUGGGUUGGAUGAAAAAUCUGGACUUGGAAGUCAAGUAGGACUCAUGCCUGGCUCUGUGGGUCCUGUUGGCCCAAGAGGACCUCAGGGUUUACAAGGACAGCAAGGUGGUGUGGGGCCUGCAGGACCUCCUGGUGAGCCUGGCGAGCCUGGACCAAUGGGUCCGAUUGGUGCCCGUGGACCAGAGGGUCCACCUGGGAAGCCUGGAGAAGAUGGUGAACCUGGAAGAAAUGGGAAUACAGGUGAAGUGGGGUUCUCAGGAUCACCCGGUGCUCGAGGCUUCCCUGGUGCUCCUGGUCUCCCUGGCCUGAAAGGUCACAGAGGACACAAAGGUCUUGAAGGCCCCAAAGGUGAAGUUGGAGCACCUGGUGCUAAGGGUGAAGCUGGCCCCACUGGUCCAAUGGGUGCUAUGGGCCCUCUGGGACCAAGAGGAAUGCCAGGAGAGAGAGGAAGACUUGGGCCACAGGGUGCUCCUGGACAACGAGGUGCCCACGGUAUGCCUGGAAAACCUGGGCCAAUGGGUCCCCUUGGGAUACCUGGCUCUUCUGGUUUUCCAGGAAAUCCUGGAAUGAAGGGAGAAGCAGGUCCUACUGGAGCCCGAGGCCCUGAAGGUCCUCAGGGGCAGAGAGGUGAAACUGGCCCACCUGGUCCUGCUGGCUCUCACGGUCUUCCUGGUGCAGUGGGGACUGACGGUACACCAGGCGCCAAAGGCCCCACUGGCUCUGCAGGAACCUCUGGCCCUCCUGGUUUGCCAGGGCCCCCUGGGUCUCCUGGCCCUCAGGGCAGUACUGGGCCUCAGGGAAUCCGAGGACAACCGGGUGAUCCAGGAGUUCCAGGUUUCAAAGGAGAAGCUGGCCCAAAGGGAGAACCAGGGCCACAUGGUAUUCAGGGUCCCAUUGGUCCACCUGGCGAAGAAGGCAAAAGAGGUCCUCGAGGUGACCCAGGCACAGUUGGUCCUCCAGGACCAAUGGGAGAAAGGGGUGCUCCUGGCAAUCGUGGUUUUCCAGGGUCUGAUGGUUUACCUGGACCAAAGGGUGCUCAGGGAGAGCGUGGUCCUGUAGGUUCUUCAGGGCCUAAAGGAGGCCAGGGAGACCCAGGACGUCCAGGCGAACCUGGGCUUCCAGGUGCUCGGGGCCUGACAGGAAAUCCUGGUGUUCAAGGUCCGGAAGGAAAACUUGGGCCUUUGGGUGCUCCUGGGGAAGAUGGCCGACCAGGUCCUCCAGGCUCCAUUGGUAUCAGAGGGCAGCCUGGAAGCAUGGGUCUUCCAGGCCCCAAAGGUAGCAGUGGUGACCUUGGAAAACCAGGAGAAGCAGGGAAUGCUGGUGUGCCUGGGCAAAGGGGGGCUCCUGGAAAAGAUGGAGAAGUUGGUCCUUCAGGCCCCGUGGGACCUCCGGGCCUAGCUGGAGACAGAGGGGAGCAGGGGCCUCCAGGCCCUACUGGCUUUCAGGGACUUCCUGGGCCUCCAGGGCCACCGGGAGAAGGCGGAAAGGCUGGUGAUCAAGGUGUUCCUGGAGAGCCUGGAGCAGUUGGCCCAUUAGGACCUCGGGGAGAAAGAGGGAAUCCUGGAGAAAGAGGAGAGCUGGGGAUACCUGGACUGCCUGGGGAGAAAGGCAUGGCUGGAGGACACGGUCCGGAUGGUCCAAAGGGCAACCCAGGUCCAACUGGGACCAUUGGAGACACAGGGCCACCAGGUCUUCAGGGCAUGCCAGGAGAAAGAGGAAUUGCAGGAACACCUGGCCCUAAGGGUGAUAGAGGUGGCAUAGGAGAGAAAGGUGCUGAAGGAACAGCUGGAAAUGAUGGGGCAAGGGGUCUUCCAGGUCCUUUGGGACCUCCAGGUCCUGCAGGCCCUACUGGAGAGAAGGGUGAACCUGGACCUAGAGGCUUAGUUGGCCCUCCUGGCUCCCGUGGCAAUCCUGGUUCUCGUGGUGAAAACGGUCCAACUGGAGCUGUUGGUUUUGCUGGACCCCAGGGUCCUGAUGGACAGCCUGGUGUCAAGGGUGAGCCUGGAGAGCCAGGGCAGAAGGGAGAUGCUGGGUCUCCUGGACCCCAAGGGCUAGCAGGAUCACCUGGCCCUCAUGGCCCACAUGGCGUUCCUGGACUGAAAGGCGGUCGAGGAACCCAGGGUCCACCUGGUGCUACAGGAUUUCCUGGUUCUGCUGGCAGAGUUGGGCCUCCAGGCCCUGCUGGAGCUCCAGGACCUGCAGGGCCCAUAGGAGAACCCGGGAAGGAAGGACCUCCCGGUCUUCGUGGGGACCCUGGCUCUCAUGGGCGAGUGGGUGAUAGAGGACCAGCUGGCCCACCUGGUAGCCCAGGAGACAAAGGGGACCCAGGAGAAGAUGGACAACCUGGUCCGGAUGGUCCUCCUGGUCCAGCUGGUACCACUGGGCAAAGAGGAAUUGUUGGAAUGCCUGGACAACGUGGGGAGCGAGGAAUGCCUGGCCUUCCUGGCCCAGCAGGUACACCAGGAAAAGUAGGACCAACUGGUGCGACAGGAGAUAAAGGUCCCCCUGGACCCGUAGGACCUCCAGGUUCCAAUGGUCCUGUAGGGGAACCUGGACCAGAAGGUCCAGCAGGCAAUGAUGGUACCCCAGGACGGGACGGUGCUGUUGGAGAACGGGGUGACCGUGGAGAUCCUGGGCCUGCUGGUCUACCAGGCUCUCAGGGUGCCCCUGGGACUCCUGGCCCUGUCGGUGCCCCUGGAGAUGCAGGACAAAGAGGAGAGCCAGGUUCUCGAGGCCCUGUAGGACCACCUGGUCGAGCUGGAAAGCGUGGUUUACCUGGACCACAAGGACCUCGAGGUGACAAGGGUGACAAUGGAGACAGAGGUGACCGAGGUCAGAAAGGCCACAGAGGGUUUACUGGCUUGCAGGGUCUUCCUGGACCUCCUGGUCCAAAUGGUGAACAAGGAAGUGCUGGCAUUCCUGGUCCUUUUGGCCCAAGAGGUCCUCCAGGACCAGUAGGUCCUUCAGGAAAAGAAGGAAACCCUGGACCACUUGGACCCAUUGGACCUCCUGGUGUGCGGGGCAGUGUUGGAGAAGCAGGACCAGAGGGUCCUCCUGGUGAACCUGGGCCUCCUGGCCCUCCGGGUCCCCCUGGCCAUCUUACUGCUGCUCUUGGUGAUAUCAUGGGGCACUAUGAUGAGAACAUGCCAGACCCACUUCCAGAGUUUACAGAAGACCAGGCAGCUCCAGAUGACACAAACAAAACUGACCCUGGAGUCCAUAUUACCCUGAAGUCUCUCAGCAGUCAGAUUGAAACCAUGCAUAGCCCUGAUGGUUCCAAGAAGCACCCAGCCCGCACUUGUGAUGAUUUAAAGCUUUGCCAUCCCACAAAGCAGAGCGGUGAAUAUUGGAUUGAUCCUAACCAAGGAUCAGCUGAAGAUGCAAUCAAAGUUUACUGUAAUAUGGAAACAGGAGAGACAUGUAUUUCAGCAAACCCAGGCAGCAUUCCACGGAAAACCUGGUGGGCCAGCAAAUCCCUUGACAAUAAGCCCGUGUGGUAUGGUCUUGACAUGAAUAGAGGAUCUCAGUUCACAUAUGGAGAUUACCAGUCUCCUAACACGGCUAUUACGCAGAUGACCUUUUUGCGCCUUUUAUCAAAAGAAGCCUCCCAGAACCUUACUUACAUCUGUAAGAACACUGUUGGAUAUAUGGAUGAUCAAGCUAAAAACCUCAAGAAAGCUGUGGUUCUUAAAGGGUCAAACGACUUAGAAAUAAAAGGAGAAGGAAACAUCAGAUUCAGAUACACGGUUCUUCAAGACACCUGUUCUAAGCGAAAUGGAAAUGUUGGCAAGACUAUCUUUGAAUACAGAACACAGAAUGUGGCCCGAUUGCCCAUCAUAGAUGUUGGUCCUGUGGAUAUUGGCAAUGCAGACCAGGAAUUUGGCCUUGAAAUUGGGCCAGUUUGUUUCAUGUAACAGAAGCCCAGAAGUAUUGACAAUGAGCACUACCAUCAAUGACCACCACAAGAACUGUGACUGUUUGAAGUUCAUCCUGAGACUCUUGAAGUAAUGGCUGGUCCUGCAUCAGCUUUGUACAUAUGAUCUGAAGUGCCUGACCACCUUAUUCUUCAGAAUAUUUAUUUUACUUACAAUCCUCAAGUUUAAUUGACUUAAUUUCAAUAUGGCAGUUUAGAUUAAAACAAUCAAUGACAAUGACAUCUUUACAAAAAGUAAACUGAUUAAAAAAUAAAUAUGUUUUCAUCAAUUCAUUUUACUGUAAUGAAUAAGUUGCUUAGUAUUUAUGAGAAAAUUCUUCUUCUUUGGAGGUAGCUUACAUGAUGGGGUAUGUAAAGUCUCAGUACAUGUUGAUUUUGCUUGGCUGCAGUCUGAAAAGGAGAGAGUAAUGCCCUCUGUCCCUCUCAUUGCCAGAUCAUCAGUGACAAAUGAACAUCCCCAUGCAUGUCUUAAUAUUAUACUAACAUUAUAGAAAAAAAAUUAAGGUGAAUAUAAUAUAACACUUUUCCACUGUCUUACAUGAUAUCUUUAAAUAACAUAUAGUCAUUGACUUUUAGGUGGAAAAAAAUCCAUAAACUUGCUUCAGCUUUACAAUUUAUUUUGCAAAGACUGAUACAGUUAGAGGUUUUUUUUUUCCUAAUUCAAAUUUAAGAGUAACAUUUUCCUUUUUGUUGUAUUCUUUCAAUACAGAAAGAAGUUAUAUUUGUGGUUUCUUAUGUAAGAAGAUAUUGGAUGAAAAAUAAACAAUUAUCCACACAAUUUUUUAACAUACAUGCCCACUAGUGAAUGUUGAGACUCUCCCACAGGCACAGUCUCAUUUUUCUGAAACAUAUCAUAAAAAAAAGAAGCCCAGAGUUUUAAUGAUCACUCAAAUAAAAUGUGAGGAUUGGAAUUAGAAAUUCAUAAGAAAAUAUGACCCAACAUUUCUUAGUAUGAGCUACCUCAUCUCUACAAGCUGGGAUAGAUUUCCUGUUCUUGUUUAUUCUUUAGGUGUUGGAAGGUGCUAUGCUUCUGUUGUUAUUCCAAGACUGGAGAUAGGCAGAGCUAAAAAAUAUUAUUACAUCUUUUAAUGAUGGUGCUAAAAUUCUUUCUAUAAAAUUCUUUAGAGAUAAAGAUUGUUUCAUCACUGCCAUUUGUGAACACAGAACUGUUAAACAUCCCAUUUUUGAGAGACAGAUCAUUAUUUCAUGGUCUUUUAACUGUUCCUCUCACACUGUAUUUAGAAUGCUAUGUAAUACUUGCAUGUGUCUUAACCCAGGACACAUAGGCCCCCUUGUAUCUCAAGAUUUUUUUCUUAAUUGUAGUUGUUUGUUCCAUUGUUGUUUCUUACUUAUAAAUAAUCCAGGCCAUUCCAAAGACAAGCCACACACAGAACUUUGAUCAUGUAUCUCUGCAAAACUUUGAAUUAAAUCCAUGCUUCUGUCAUGCCAGUCAUUCUCAGUUUGUUGAAUCCUUUAAACAUAUUAGUUCAUUAAUCCUUUUAGUUUCCAGUAGUGAAAACUAAGAUUUCCUGGUAGGUUUUGUUCACAAUUUAGUAGAAGAUGCAACAAGUACCUACACUGCACUGGCUUACAAAGUAAACCUGUCUGUAACAUUGCCUGCAAAGGCGUAUUGACAUCCAUGAAGAAGGUUUAUGCCUUAGAAAACUUAGGCUAGUGAUUGGUAAAGAGUAAAGAAAAUGGAAAAUCCAUUAUUGAAUAAACUAAUAAUAAAACAU
Messenger RNA from Mastomys coucha (southern multimammate mouse), 6653 nucleotides. It is a transcript of the gene Col5a2, whose product is annotated as collagen type V alpha 2 chain. The coding region runs from base 401 to 4897 and encodes 1498 amino acids. The record is from RefSeq and is a predicted model, not a curated record. Lineage: Eukaryota; Metazoa; Chordata; Mammalia; Rodentia; Muridae. Gene Ontology annotation, molecular function: protein binding; extracellular matrix structural constituent. The transcript has 54 exons.